Molecule: messenger RNA, 5697 nt
Organism: Emys orbicularis (European pond turtle)
Lineage: Eukaryota; Metazoa; Chordata; Testudines; Emydidae
Gene: PATJ
Product: PATJ crumbs cell polarity complex component
Exons: 45
Coding region: 1-5697 (1898 amino acids)
Molecular function (GO): protein binding
Source: RefSeq, a predicted model, not a curated record
AUGCCUGAAAAUCCUGCAGCAGAUAAGCAGCAGGUGCUACAAAUUCUUGAUCGUCUGCAAAUGAAACUGCGAGAGAGAGGGGAGACUUCACAGAAUGAAAACCUGACUAUUUUAUGUAACACACUCAGAAGCCCUUUGUUUAAUCAGAUACUGACCCUUCAGCAGUCCAUCAAGCAACUGAAGGAGCAACUCAAUUACAUGCCUUCAGACCGUUCGGUGGACUUUGAUUUUACUAAGAGAGGGUUACUAGUAUUUGAUGCUGACAGAUCCAUUACUAAUGGGAACAUGUAUAUGGCUUAUAAUUCAUCUGGAUCCAGAGUAGAUCCACUCAAUCCAAAACUAGGAGCUGAUGAAUUCAAUAUGAUGAUCCAACGGAUGGCAAAGGGCAGGCAAAUAGAAUACAUAGAUAUAGAAAAACCAUCUGUUGGAGGCCUUGGUUUUAGUGUGAUUGCCCUUAAAAAUCAAACGGUGGGAGAAGCUGGUAUCUUUGUCAAGGAAAUCCAACCAGGAAGCAUAGCUGCCAGGGAUCAGAGAUUAAAGGAAAAUGACCACAUUCUGGCCAUUAACCACACGCCGUUGGAUCAGAAUAUUUCCCAUCAGCAGGCUAUUGCACUGCUCCAACAAUCCACAGGAUCUUUACAUCUGGUUGUUGCUAGAGAGUCAGUCCAAAGAAACAGCGGAGUCUCAGCUGUCUUAAGUGACACACAUCCGCCUGAACCUAUUCAAUGGGGCCAUGUUGAAGAAGUUGAACUGAUUAACGAUGGCUCAGGAUUAGGUUUUGGAAUUGUAGGAGGAAAAUCAAAUGGUGUUGUUGUAAGGACUAUUGUUCCAGGCGGAUUAGCAGAUCGGGAUGGGAGACUGAGAACAGGAGAUCACAUCUUACAGAUUGGAGGAACCAAUGUACAAGGAAUGAUCAGUGAACAAGUUGCCCAAGUGCUGAGAAACUGUGGGAAUUCUGUUAGGAUGGUGGUUGCAAGAGAUCCAGCAUGUGAGAUUACUGUGACGCCACCAACCCCUCUGAGCCUGCCUGUUGGUGCAUUGCCCUUCUCUCCGGACAAAGGGCCUGGGGCUAACACCACUCUUUUUGAUACCUAUGAUGUGGAGCUUACAAAAAAAGAUGGACAAAGCCUUGGUAUAACAAUUAUUGGAUAUACUGGAACAUCUGAUGUGGCAGAUUCUUCAGGGAUCUUUGUGAAAAAUAUAAUACCUGGCAGUGCUGCAGAUCACAGUGGCCUUAUACAAGUCCAGGACAAAAUUGUUGCUGUUGAUGGGAUUAAUGUUCAGGAUUGCUCCAACCAAGAAGUGGUGGAGGCGCUGCGUCGCACUGGCCAGGUGGUGCACCUUACCUUGCUUCGACAGAAACCUUCUCAUGCUUCUUUCUCUUCAGGAAGAUCUUUAGAGAGAGGUAGUCCUUUUCCUCCCUUUCAGCCAAAUAUGCCAGCCUUAGUUCUGUCUGGAGCUGUAGAGACGGAAACUAAUUUGGAUAGUGAGAAUGAGGAGGAUCAAGAGGACAAAGAUAAUUUUGAAAAUGAAAAGAAGCAAAAUCUACACAAAAUAGGAAGAGACCCAGACUCUCCAGAAAAGGAGUUGAAAUCCAAAUGGGGAAAACUGCUGGGACCUGAUUAUGAAGUCAUGGUGGUUCGUGUGGACAUGCCAAUUACAGAUGAUGCUGAGCUCCAGAAAUACUCAAAGCUAUUGCCUCUCCACACUUUGAGAUUAGGAGUUGAACUUGAUACAUUUGAUGGACAUCACUACAUAUCUUCAAUUGCUCCAGAUGGUCCAACUGCUAUGCUUGGCCUACUGCAACUGGAGGAUGAACUUCUAGAGGUAAAUGGAGUUCAGCUUUAUGGAAAAUCCCGCCGUGAGGCAGUUUCUUUUCUGAAAGAAGUGCCGCCUCCGUUCACUCUGGUUUGUUGUCGGCGCCUGUUCGACGAUGGCGGCGAAUCCUUUGUGGAUGAGCUCAGCACCAUCGAGGUUUCGUCUCCGGAGCCACAGAUGAAACCAGAAGUAGACCUUCAUCCUGAAGAGGAAGGAGAUGGUGAACUAGCAUUGUGGUCUCCUGAUGUGAAAGUUAUUGAACUAGAAAAAGACUAUAAAGGUUUAGGAUUCAGCAUUUUAGAUUAUCAGGAUCCCCUAGAUCCAACAAGAACGGCCAUUGUGAUCAGCUCUCUGGUAGCGGGUGGAGUAGCCGAACGCGGGGGUGAACUGUUACCAGGCGACCGCCUGGUUUUUGUAAAUGAGAAAUAUUUGGACAAUGCCACUCUAGCAGAGGCGGUAGAAGUGUUGAAAUCUGUGCCCCCAGGUACUAUUCGCCUUGGCAUCUGCAAGCCUUUGGGAGAAAGCAAAGAGGAGAAGAACUUUUGCAUUGUGGAUCCCAGCACCAUUGAAGACCACUCUGCAUCUCCAGCACCAAUAAAUGAUAUUCAUUCAUCAAUAAUGCUCGAGGCACCACAGGGUUUUAGAGAUGAAACAUUCUUUCAAGAAGAACUUGUCGAUGAACCACUUCUGGAUUUGGGAAGGCCAUUUCAGCUAGCUCAGAAUGAAACAGAACAUAAGGAGUCCUGGGAAAUGCAUGAAUUCCUUAAGGCUAAAAUGGAGGAAAUGGGUGAAGAGCGGGAAAUGUUAGUGGAUGAAGAGUAUGAUGUGGACCCGGAUUAUUUUACAUAUGCCUCAUCACAUGUAAAGGACACCACUCCACCUGCUGGGAAGAACCUGGUUUCUAUUGGAGAAUGGGCGAAGCAACUUGAGCCAACUAAAACACCAGAUUUAAGAUCCCUUAUUAGCAUAAAUGCUAAGCAGUCCCCACAUUACCUGUAUGAUGAUGAAGAAACGUGCUGCAGCACGUCAGUGAAACUGACUGUCAUCCUGAUCGCUUAUCGCACCAGUGCAGAAUGUCUUGAGGGCUGCCUGUGCUGCAUUUAUGAAGCCACAGUGGAGAACAACUGCCAAACAGCCAUAUUUGAUGAUAUUGAAAUGACUGAGUCAGUAGCAAAAAGCAAACUGGAUUUAGGUACGAGGCUUCAGAACGACUCAAAAAGACGUAGGUUAGUUGACCUUGAAGCAGCUGAAAGGGAUGAACAAAAGAUGGAGGAUUACAUUCUUUCCAGGAACCAGGAAACUGGGAGAGCUGUCACUCCUGCUCAGCCUGCAGCAGUGUUGUCCAGUGAAUUACCUGAACGAGAAGAAGGAGAAGGAGAAGAAACUCCAAACUUCAGUCAUUGGGGACCAUCCCGAAUUGUUGAAAUCUUCAGAGAGCCUCACAUGUCUCUUGGAAUCAGUAUUGUUGGUGGGCAAACUAUUAUAAAGCGCCUAAAGAAUGGAGAGGAACUUAAAGGUAUCUUUAUCAAACAAGUCUUGGAAGACAGCCCAGCUGGAAGAACAAAAGCCCUAAAAACUGGGGAUAAAAUACUUGAGGUGUCUGGAGUAGACUUACAAAAUGCCACGCAUGAGGAAGCAGUGGAAGCUAUCAAGAAUGCAGGAAAUCCUGUUGUUUUUGUUGUUCAGAGUUUGUCUAGUACCCCAAGAGUGGUCUCCGUGGUACAGUCUAAGAUAAAUAAAGCCAAGAAAGAUCAGGACACAGAAAGAGAAAACAAAAAUGAUAAGAGAAAAGUGGGGGCACCACCUCCGAUGAAGUUGCCACCUCCUUAUAAAGCACCCAAAAGACUCCAGUCAGAGGAGGAUGCUGUGGAGGAGGAGGAUUUUUAUACAGAGGAGAAAAUCAGACAAAGAUAUGCAGAUCUGCCAGGGGAGUUGCACAUUAUUGAGCUUGAGAAAGAUAAGAAUGGGCUUGGACUCAGCCUUGCUGGCAACAAGGACAGGUCUCGUAUGAGCAUUUUCAUAGUUGGCAUCAAUCCAGAUGGACCUGCAGGAAGAGAUGGAAGAAUGCACAUUGGUGAUGAACUUUUAGAGAUAAACAAUCAGAUAUUGUAUGGAAGAAGCCACCAAAAUGCCUCUGCAAUAAUUAAGACUGCUCCGUCAAAGGUCAAGUUGGUUUUCAUACGAAAUGGAGAUGCAGUUAACCAAAUGGCUGUUACUCCUUUCCCAUUACCUUCCAGCUCCCAGUCUUCCAUUGAGGAUCACAGUGGCACUGAACAUGCAAGCAGUGAAGAAGAUUGCAGCUCAGAAGUUGUCAUGAAAAGCUUGACUGAUGAUGAAUGUAUCAAAAUGGUCCUCAAUCAGUUAAAACAAUCAAAGUCUUCAACCAAAGCACCCACCAGUUUACAUGAGAUAUCUUUGGCACCAACACCUUCUUAUCUUUCUCCAGAGGCAGAGUUCACCAGCCAUAGCAAUGUACUGCCUCCUCUGUUGCCAGUGGAUCCAGCCACAUGCCCAAUUGUUCCAGGGCAAGAGAUGACUAUAGAAAUAUCCAAGGGGCGAUCAGGCCUUGGUCUCAGCAUUGUAGGAGGAAAAGAUACUCCACUUGAUGCUAUAGUUAUCCAUGAAGUUUAUGAAGAAGGGGCAGCAGCUAGAGAUGGUCGACUCUGGGCUGGUGAUCAGAUUCUUGAGGUUAAUGGCAUUGAUUUGAGGAAUGCUAGUCAUGAAGAAGCUAUCACAGCCUUGAGACAGACACCUCAAAAGGUGCAACUGGUUGUUUAUAGAGAUGAAGCUCAUUAUAAAGAUGAAGAGAAUUUGGAGAUUUUCUAUGUAGAUCUACAAAAGAAAACAGGCAGAGGACUAGGUCUAAGCAUUGUUGGAAAACGAAAUGGAAGUGGAGUGUUUGUUUCUGACAUUGUUAAAGGAGGAGCUGCAGACCUGGAUGGGAGAUUAAUACAAGGAGAUCAGAUCUUGUCUGUUAAUGGGGAGGAUAUGAGGAAUGCCUCACAAGAGGUUGUUGCCACUAUCCUCAAGUGUGCUCAAGGGCUAGUGCACCUAGAGAUUGGAAGACUGAGAGCUGGUUCUUGGUUAUCAUCACAGAAAACAUCCCAAAGCAGUCAGGUGAACCAACACAGCAUGCAUAGUCACUUUCAUCCUGCACUAGCUCCAGUCAUCACUACCUUACAGAACUUUGUCAGCACCAAGAGGCUGUCGGCAGAUGCAUCUCAGAGAAAUUCAGGAGCAGAUAUGGACCUGAGGACUGUGGAGAUAAUGAGGGGACCAAAUGAUGCCCUUGGUAUCAGUAUAGCAGGAGGGAAGGGAAGCCCAUUAGGAGAUGUUCCAAUCUUUAUUGCCAUGAUUCAAGCCAGUGGAGUAGCAGCACGUACCCAAAGGCUCAAAGUUGGAGAUCGGAUUGUCAGUAUUAAUGGGCAACCUUUGGACGGGCUGUCUCACGCUGAUGCUGUUAAUCUACUAAAGAAUGCUUAUGGGAGCAUUAUCCUGCAGGUUGUAGCCGACACCAAUAUCAGUGCCAUAGCUAGCCAAUUAGAGAGCAUGUCUGCUGGAUGUAAUCUUAACUCGCCUACUCUUGAUUGUCAUUCUGAAGAUCCAGAGGCUCCUCAGCCUAAGAUUAUUGCUUUGGAGAAAGGUUCUGAUGGCCUGGGUUUUAGUAUUGUAGGGGGAUAUGGAAGUCCCCAUGGAGACCUGCCCAUUUAUGUCAAGACUAUAUUUGCCAAGGGAGCAGCUGCGGAUGAUGGCAGAUUGAAGCGCGGCGAUCAGAUUUUAGCAGUUAAUGGAGAAGCUUUGGAAGGUGUUACUCAUGAGCAAGCUGUAGCUAUUCUGAAAUGCCAGAAAGGAUCUGUAACAUUAACAGUGUUAUCAUGA